Molecule: messenger RNA, 999 nt
Organism: Spodoptera littoralis (African cotton leafworm)
Lineage: Eukaryota; Metazoa; Arthropoda; Insecta; Lepidoptera; Noctuidae
Source: the annotation of a GenBank genome assembly
AUGAAGUACUUGUUGCUGCUCUUUUUCGCCAUUUCGGCAUGUACUGCAGGCGUCCUUAAAGACCCCGUGCAGGGUUACAAGGACGGUGACAGGUACUUCCAUAUCCCGGGAGAUGACGGCAAACUUCACCUUGUCGAUGCGGAGGAGCCAGUUGAUGUAGAAUUCAUCGAAGAAUACACUAGAAACUCUGCUAACAACGCAUAUUGGCUGUUUACAAGGUCUAAUCCUAAUUCACGUCAAGUCCUAGUGCAGGGAAAUGCAGGUUCAGUGACAAACUCAAACUUUCACUUCGGAAAAAUCACAGUAUUUCUCGCUCAUGGCUUGAAUGGGGAUGGUGGAAACGAAAUGAAUACAAAGCUUAGAGAUGCAUUUUUACAAAAUGCUGAUGUCAACGUUAUUGUUCUCGAUUGGAAUCGGUUGGCGAACCAGGGUUAUACCACAGCGAGAGCGGGAACUGCUGAAGUAGGAAGAGGACUCGGUCGAUUUAUAAUCUGGCUCGUUGGAUUGGGAAUGUCCUACGAUAGAGUACACUUAGUAGGUUUCAGUCUUGGUGGUCACCUUGUUGGAAACGCAGGCAGAGAAACGGGCUCUAGAGUCAGGAGGAUCACAGCUUUGGACCCUGCUGGUCCGUUUUGGGAUAAUGACUCCAACCGUUUAGUGAGGACUGACGGUCGUUACGUAGAAGUAAUCCACACCGAAAUAACAUUUACUGGAUUUAGAGAUUUGUGUGGUGACGCUGAUUUUUACCCCAACGGAGGAUCGAGCAUGCCUGGUUGUUCGCUUACAAUUACGCCACUUUCAUGUUCCCAUGGUCGUGCCUACGAAUACAUGGCUAGCAGUGUAAAAUACAACCACCUCUUAGCUAACCAAUGUGGAAGUCUUAAUGACGCUAUCAAUAACAGAUGCACAGGAUCUCUAAACCCCAUGGGUAACAGCGAUAUCAAUAAGUCACGAGCUGGAAUAUUUAGAGUCAACACACGCCAGAACUACCCAUUCUGA